This is a messenger RNA of Penicillium manginii, 318 nucleotides long. RefSeq lists its product as uncharacterized. The coding region runs from base 1 to 318 and encodes 105 amino acids. Lineage: Eukaryota; Fungi; Ascomycota; Eurotiomycetes; Eurotiales; Aspergillaceae. The record is from RefSeq and is a predicted model, not a curated record. The transcript is spliced from 2 exons.
AUGGCUGACAUGAUCGAGGCCAUUCUUUUUCUCAUCUCAAUCACAUUCAUUAUCGCCGUGGGCCAUUCGGCGAUCCAAGCAGAUGGUCGACAUGGUCCCGGAUACCAUCCCGGUCAUCGCCAGCCCGGCACCAUUGGCACAUUCAUGGCAAGGUACAGUGUUGGGGAGUCAACGAUGGCCAGACUAUGGCGACCCGCGGAGGCCAUCGUAUACGCGCCCGAUAAUCAGGACCAUGAGCACCAACAUGAAUGCGAGUCAACACCGGAACCCGAGCCUGAUCCCGAACUUGAACUCCAACCCGGGGUCAUAUCAAGCUGA